UUGACUGUCUCUGUUAUCUACGGACGAAGUAAGUCGUGUUGUUCAAACAUUAUACAAGAAAUCGCAUAAAAAUAAGAAUUUCCAUAUAAAUAAACAAUUGUAUAUUAACUUGUGAACAUUAAAAUUUUGUUCAGUUUGCUUUUUUUUCGUGGGAAUCUUGAAUUUGAGGUAUCGAAAACCCGAAAAGGUUGUGAAUAGAAGACAAAAUGAUCAAAAACAAACUGUAUCAGUACGGAAAUCAAAGUGGGCGUGUCCCAGCUCAUCUGAACUUUGGCAAAGAAGUCUAUGACAAUAUGGUAGCGAAUAAGGACAUUGUUGCAUUGGUAAACGCAGACAAUUCCGAGCAAAAAACAUAUGGAGAGCUAGCUCAAUUAACGGCUGAUAUUGCCCUCUCGCUCACUCGUAUAGGAAUUAGAAAGGGAGACAUAGUCUGCAUAUGUAGUGAGAAAAAUUUUGAAUUUCUGCCAACAGUUUUGGGCAUAAUGUGUUCAGGCGCUGUUUUCUCCCCUACUGAUCCUACGUAUGGCAGUCAUCCCCUCGCCCAUCGAGUGAGGAUAGUCCGUCCAAAAGUAGUCUUCUGCUCCCCAACCGCCUUCAAAGAGCACAAAGCAGUCUUUGACGAGGUCGGAUCCGUGCAGCACUACAUUUUAUAUGGAGAUCAGGCUCAAGAUGGAGCGAUACUCUUCAAAGACUUCCUGGUGAAGACCGUGGCUCUGGAAGACUUCGAGCCAGUUCCUGUGAACGGGUGGGAGGAUACAGCAUUCAUUGUCUACUCUUCUGGAACUACUGGUCUACCGAAAGGUGUUCCUGUUACUCAUAUAGGGUUUCUGUUGAACGCACAGAAUAUGGCUCUGGAUAGCUAUAAAGGACUGGUAAUUUACACGUCUCGUGAGUUCUAUUAUACAUAUGGGCUGAUGUAUGCCCUCGCCUGUUUGAGGUCCAACGCGACCCUCGUCUUCAACGUCAAGGGAGGAGAAGUCCAGAUGUUAGAAGCUGUGCAAAAGUAUAAGCCGACGGUCCUCCAGUUGGCUCCCAUGAUCAUCACGGAGCUCAUCAAGUCACCGAACCUGGACCUCUACGAUCACAGCUCAGUCAAGUACAUCGUAUCUUCCAGCACUUACAUCAGGCAGGACGCUGUGCUAGCUAUUAAGACGCGGAUACCGAGCCUGGUGUCAGUUCUCCAGCUGUACGGCAUGUCUGAAGGUGGAAGCAUCUGCAACGAGCUGGCUUGUACCAAGGGGUACAAGGCGGGCAGCUCCGGGCUACCCGGACUAGGGUUUAUCAUGAAGGUGGUAGACUUGGAGACGAGACAGCCCUUGGGUCCCAACCUUCGAGGGGAGAUCUGCAUUAAGGGGCCCAGCGUUAUGAAAGCAUACCUGGACAAUGUCCAGCCGGACUGCAAGGAUGAGGAGGGUUUCCUGAAGACCGGAGACAUCGGUUACUAUGACGAGGAUGGCUACUUCUUUGUCGUCAACAGAAUCAAGGAGCUUAUCAAGUUUAAUGAUGUUUCUGUGUCUCCAGCAGAAUUUGAAGACAUUCUACUCCAGCACCCCGCUGUUCGUGAGGUGGGUGUGGUGGGCAAACCUCAUCCUGUGCAUGGUGAGGUUCCAGUAGCCUUCAUAGUCCUGCAGUCAGGAGCUACAGCUUCUGAAGAAGAACUGGUGGAACAUAUUAACAGCAGGGUAACCUUCAGAAUGCGGUUAGCUGGUGGAGUCCGCUUCUUGGACCGCCUCCCCCGAGGAGCUGGAGACAAGCUGGACAGGUUAAACCUGAUGAAAAGACUAGUAGACGAGGAUGCCAACUGACAGAAGACCGUGCCGGUCUUUUGAGAAGACCAAUUCUUUAAAUAUAAAUAUAAACUGAAUAUUUUUGUAUAAGAUCUACUAUAUUCAUUAAGUUAUAUAGUCUACUCAUGGAACUGUACGACGGGAUAACUCGACUAGUUUCAAGCCAUAUUGGGGAUUCAUGGUCAAGCUGCGGACUAGCUAGCGGGUUUACCGGGCCUCCGGUUCGACAAGCAGGAGUAGGGGCGGGGUGGGUUUUAGUCAGUAAGAGUCUGACACUCCCUCUCUUACCUCUGGUACACUCUCUCUCGUCAAAAAUGGUCAUGAGGAGCAUGUGUGACAUACUUUGUUGAAUACGUGAUGCUCGCCGCGUUAUCUGUCAUGAAUAAAGCUCCUUGCAACAGCAACUGUGAGUCCCGACAUUUCUUGAAACUAAUUGAGUUUCUUUGUCGGACAGUUACGCGAGUAAACCGUAAAAUGUAAUUAAUAGAUAGAAUAUGUUUGCAGGGUUUGGCCAUUUAGUAUGGUUUUGAUAUUGCCAAUUUGAUAGGUAUGAUUAUUAAAAAAUCCAUUCUAUUUAGUCCGUAAAUUAAACAACAAAAAAAAUUGACGCGAUUUUUUUAUUUUCUUAGAUAUACUUCGAAGAUAUAUCGAUUUGAAAUACCCUGAGAAGUCAGUUCUACAUACGUUUUAUACGUAGAAAUGACGUUUUUGCUCCCACUCCUAAACUUUGAUUCGUUUUAUCUAAGUAUUGUUAUCGUAUAUAUAUAUGACAAAAUAAAAAAAUACAUGUCUAAUAUUUUUCAUUACCUAACUAACGGACUAAA
Molecule: messenger RNA, 2611 nt
Organism: Spodoptera frugiperda (fall armyworm)
Lineage: Eukaryota; Metazoa; Arthropoda; Insecta; Lepidoptera; Noctuidae
Exons: 11
Coding region: 207-1805 (532 amino acids)
Biological process (GO): long-chain fatty acid metabolic process; fatty-acyl-CoA biosynthetic process
Molecular function (GO): long-chain fatty acid-CoA ligase activity
Source: RefSeq, a predicted model, not a curated record